GAGGCCGAUGUGCGGUGCCGGCGGCGGCUGCGGCGCUCCGGGGCCCGGCCGCGCUGCGGAGAGCGGGCACAGCCACGGGGCCUGAGGCGCUCCGGGGGCUCCCUCGGCGCCCGCACCACCGUGACCCGCCCCGCGGAGGGGCGGCGGUGGGUCCCCAGCGCGCCGGUGCCCGUCCGCCCCCGGUGCCUCCGCCCGCGGGCCCCGUCGGGCUUUGCACGGCCAAAAGUUAAAAUGGGUGGUGAUGGUGUCCCAGUAGAUCAUUGGCGUAUUGGGGAGAAAUGCCUUGCCCCUUGUUUUGAAAAUGGAAAACUUCAUGAAGGAGUAAUAACUUCUCUUGAAACGGACAAGAAUGGAAAAUCAUUUGCUGUUGUAUCAUUCUUGGAGUCUGAAGAAAGGAAAAUACUAAUAACAAAACUUUGUAAAGUGAAAGACAGUAGAGGACCCUGGAAAAGCUUAAUAUUUGAUGAGGGUGAUCUGGAAAAGCCAUAUUUUCCUGACCAAAAUCUUCCAUCUCCUGGAGUUGCUUUUAAAUUAUCUGACAAUGGUGAUUUUAUCCCGUAUACAAUUAACAGAUACCUGCGUGAUUAUCAAAGGGAAGGAGCCCAGUUUUUGUAUAGACACUAUGCUAAUAAACGAGGGUGUAUUCUUGGAGAUGAUAUGGGCCUUGGAAAGACAAUACAGGUCAUUUCAUUUUUGGCUGCAGUGUUGCACAAAAAGGGAACACGUGAGGAUAUUGAAAAUAAUAUGCCGGAGUUUUUACUGCGGACAAUGAAAAAGGGCUCAGAUUGUCACCCCAAGAAGAUUUUCCUCAUAGUGGCCCCUCUUUCAGUGCUGUACAACUGGAAGGAUGAGUUGGACACAUGGGGAUACUUUAAAGUCUCUGUCUUACAUGGCAGUAAAAAAGAUGAUGACAUGAGUCGCAUCAAGCAAGGGAAAUUUGAAGUUGCUCUUACAACUUACGAGAUACUUCGCCUGUAUUUGGAUGAAUUUAACAGUAUAGAGUGGUCUGCUGUGAUAGUGGAUGAAGCACAUAGAAUCAAGAAUCCAAAGGCUCAAAUAACUCAAACCAUGAAGUCAUUAAAAUGCAGUGUUCGCAUAGGUCUUACUGGAACCAUUCUUCAAAACAAUAUGAAGGAACUUUGGUGUGUUAUGGACUGGGCUGUACCAGGACUUUUAGGUAGCAGAGUACAUUUCAAGAAGAAAUUUUCUGAUCCAGUGGAGCAUGGCCAGAGGCACACUGCAACUAAAAGAGAGCUAGCAACAGGUCGUAAGGCCAUGGUGAAGCUAGCAAGAAUAAUGUCUCGCUGGUUUCUGAGACGUACCAAAGCGCUUAUCAGUGAUCAGUUACCAAAAAAGGAAGACAGAAUGGUGUUUUGUUCCCUCACUGAAUUCCAGAAAGCUGUGUACCAGGCUGUGCUAGAGACAGAUGAUGUAACCUUGGUAUUAAGAGCAGGAGAGCCCUGUAGCUGCAACAGUGGACGGAAGAGGAAGAACUGUUGUUACAAAGUAAAUGCACAUGGUGAAACGAUUAAGUCAUUGCGCUUCAGUUACCUAAUGAUCCUACAGAAGGUUGCAAAUCAUGCUGCACUGCUGCAGACAGACAACACUAGCAAGCUGCAGGAAGCACAUAUCAAACGAGUUUGCAGCCAGGUAUUUUCCAGUUUUCCAGAUUUUAUGCAGUUCAGCAAAGAUGCAGCCUUUGAAACUAUUUCAGAUCCAAAAUACAGUGGAAAAAUGAAGGUCCUUCAGCAGCUUCUAAAUCACUUCCAAAAAAAUAAAGAUAAAGUUCUUCUUUUCUCCUUUUCCACAAAGUUGCUAGAUGUGCUAGAACAGUACUGCAUGGCAUCUGGGCUAGAUUACCGAAGACUUGAUGGAAAUACAAAAUCAGAAGAUAGGAUCAGAAUUGUAAGAGAGUUCAACAGCCUUCAGGAAAUUAACUUAUGUCUUGUAUCUACAAUGGCUGGUGGACUGGGUCUUAAUUUUGUUGGUGCCAAUGUUGUUAUACUGUUUGAUCCUACAUGGAAUCCAGCAAAUGAUCUUCAAGCAAUUGACAGAGCUUAUAGAAUUGGCCAACACAGAGCUGUUAAAGUGUUUAGAUUGAUAUCCUUGGGAACUGUGGAAGAGAUGAUGUACUUGCGACAAGUGUAUAAACAGCAACUUCACUGUGCAGUGAUUGGAACUGAAAAUGCCAGGCGGUAUUUCGAGGCAGUGCAAGGAUCAAAGGAACAUCAAGGAGAGCUUUUUGGGAUUCAUAACCUUUUCAAACUUAGGACUCACGGGUCCUGUCUUACCAAAGACAUACUGGAGAGGGAAGGACGGGUAGAAGCGGGAGUCAUGACAACAACUACAUGGCUGAAGGAAGAGAAUCAUUCAUGCAGCUCAGAAAAGAAUUAACAGCCAGACUGUCAAGAAGAUGGAGAUCCCCAAAGCAUUCGGGCACAAUUAAAAAGAGAAGAAACUGAUUUUUGGGAUGAUUUGAGUGAUGAUGAUAUUCUGCAGAGUUCUGUGAAAAAAUCUGU
Pyrgilauda ruficollis (rufous-necked snowfinch) is the source of this 2519-nucleotide messenger RNA. RefSeq names its product DNA excision repair protein ERCC-6-like 2. The coding region runs from base 232 to 2394 and encodes 720 amino acids. Gene Ontology annotation, molecular function: ATP-dependent chromatin remodeler activity; ATP binding. The record is from RefSeq and is a predicted model, not a curated record. Lineage: Eukaryota; Metazoa; Chordata; Aves; Passeriformes; Passeridae. The transcript has 16 exons.